GCCAUUCUGCUUUCUAAUCUCUUGUUCCAGGAUUUUGGGGUCAAAGCCCUCAUGGAUUGACGACCUGGUGAAGUCACUGUUGGAAGCAUCAGGCGGGAAUGUGGUGGCAGUGGAUUGGGUGUAUGGUUCGACGGCCAAGUAUAACGAAGCCGUGGAUAACAUACCAAAGCUGAGUCAGGAAAUCGUGGACCUCAUUAAGGAAAUGAUGGUACGGAGGAAGACCUACAUCUCAGCCUCCCCUAUCUCCUCCAAAAUACCCAGAUCUCCAGCUCCCAUAGAGAGUCAGGAAGAAUAUUACUCCACAAAUAGAAAAACAACAAAGAAUGUGUAACAAAAUGAAUCAGUAUAUUAAAAUAUAAACAUGCAUGUUGACAGUCAGAGUAGAUGCUUGCUAAAAUCCUGAAGUGAGGGUAAUACUCUGUACUCUAUACAUCAACUGCGACCCGCGGAGACUGCACAGAAACCAUCUUGGUAAUUAGUUUGGUAGAUGGCGCUUUUAUAUCUUUUGAGUUUUUGAAAUGCAGAGAGACUGUUUGUUGGUUGUCAUUUCACCUAUUAACUCAUCCAUUACUCUGUAAUACCAGCAAUGACAUACUUGCACAUAACUCUUAAAGGGACACCCACUGCCCAAAUACAAAAAAACAAACAAACCACGGUUUAGUAGCUAUACCCUCAAUGAAAACAUGUAUGCAUUUAAUGAAGCAUUUUUAAUAUAUAUCUAAAAAGGCUUGUAACACAUGCAGAUCUCUUUCCUGCAGCAUUUGCAAGCCCUCCCCUCGUAACCCCGCCCAGACUUUAUGUGGUUGUCCAAUCACAGACUUCCCAUACAAUGAGAAGUCUUUGUAAGUCAGGUGCUCUUGGCAAUAUCUGCCUCUUGAGUUUAGCUCCACUGAGCUAACCAAACCAGGAAGUAACAUGACUGAUGGUUUGCUUGACAGGCAGGGGGGUGUAACCAGGCUAAUUUGUAAAAAUGCCAACUUCUACUGAAAUCUGCACUUUUUGUAAAAUGAGAGCUGACCCAUAAAGCAAGAUAAAUGUUUUAUGGGUCUGGAGCAGGCCCAGACUGGCCAUCAGGCACACCGAGCAAAUGCCCAUGGGGCCACGAUGGCCAUGGGCCAAGGCCGGCAGGGGAAGUCACAGGAUCUCCCCAGCUGGUCCAUGCAGGGCCCGCGCUAUUCGAGCGCCGGCCCCGCUGUGUUCCAUGACGGGAUGGUGGGGAGAUCAAAGAUCUUCCCCACUGGCCCAUGGUCAGUUACAUGCGGCCGCAGGUUGGGGAGGAAGGGAGGGAGACAGGAGAGGACCCGAAGGAGCUCUAUCUUGCAGCUCCGCCGGGUUCCUCUUGUGAGAUCCAGAGUGUUGCCAUGGCCAGAAGCUAGAGUUCACUCACCACUACGACCACCAGGGAUGGCAGCACUGUCCUCCUUCCCAGGCUAAAAGUAAGAAGGGAGGUGGGUAUAAUAUGUGUGUGUGUGUGUGGGGGAGGGGGGGGAUUUAUUUUUUUAUUAUUUAUUAUUAUUAUUUAUUAUAAAAAAAAACAUAUAUUGGCAUUAACUUGCCUCCCCCCACCUCUGCCAAUACAAAAUCCCUCCAAAUACGCACCUUCACACACACACUGCACAACUCUCACACCGCAUCCUCACACACACACAAACACACACGCACCCACAUACUCACAGCAGCCCACAAACACACUGCACCACACACACACAAUACUUCCAAACAUAUAUGUGUAUAUAUACUACAGGACCCCUCACAGACAUAUUGCACCCCUAAACACAUUACAUUCCAGACACACACUAGAUUGCUUACCUAACUCUGAAUCCUCUACACACUCACUAGAUCUCCUAUACACACUCUGGGUCCCCUAUGCACACACUAGAUUCCCUAAACACACACUCCAUCACCUAUAUACACACGCGCUAAAUCCCCUAUACACACACUCUACUGCACCUAGACACACAUACAUUCCACAACAUGACUGAAACCGACCUUCUUACACAAUACCACACCACAAUCACGCUACACACACACACAAUCCCAUAAGCAGGCUCCAAACACAUGCACAAUACCCCUUUUCUAGCAAUCUUGGCUCCUUGCUCCCAUUUAUGGAGACACCAGAGACAAGUUUCAAGCAAACACAAUGCAAGCAUGUUAUUAAAUUUGAAAAAAGGGGUGAAGGUAAUUAGCACUCACAGAAAUAAAUAAAUGUUACCUUAUACAUAUAAAGGUGAAUCAAACUUCUGAUAACCUACAAAUAGACACAUAUAACAGACAUAGUGUAAUCUGCAUAUACAGAAAUAGUAGGAAAAGGAGAUAUGCACAUCAAACUCACAAUUUCCAGAGCCUUUUUUAAAAGUUGGCUCUAAACUUAUGGGGCAUAUCGUCUCCUCCUUGAGACACAAAGUGAUCCUCAGGAACUUGAAGGUGGUAAUAUAGCAGCAGACUCCAACAUGAAUAUUUAAAAAGUAAUGAAUUUAUUUCACCAAAUAAAAAUAUAUAAAAUACAUAAAUUAUUGCACAACGCGUUUCAACCAAUGUAGGUCUUUCUCAAGUGCAUCUAACUACACACUGAACUUGAACCUGCUUUUAUAUCAUCAGUAACAGGCUACCAAUUAAGGCAAAUAGAUUCAUAUGUAUAUAAACACCCCCCACUCCCAUAUAUGGUCAUAGCCGGAAGUGUCAAGCCCACCAAAAAGAUGGCUGCACCUCCGGCUAUAAACCAUACCCUGCCGCCCUCCCAAAACAUGACCGCUAUACCCAUGUGUCCAUAAUGUAGUUUCUUUCCAGUUUUGAACUCCGAUACGUCAUAUCCUGGAGGAACUUUGGAUCUGAGUUAUGUCUUUCCAAAAAAUGUUUGGAUACGCUAUGAUUUAAAAACCCUUUUUGAAUAUUUCUAACGUGUUCACUUAUUCGGGUUUUUAGUGGUCUCGACGUCUUACCUAUAUACUGUAGACCACAUGUACAGUUUAAAAGGUAUAUAACAUUAUUUGAGUGACACGUAAUCAUUGACUUAAUUUUAAACUUUCUUUUUGUAUUUGUAGACAUAAAUUCAAUUACAUUUUUUUCUUCAAUAUUUGUUUUUUUACAUGCAUUGCACAUCCCACAAUGAUAAAAACCUUUUUGAGUCUUUGAUCAAUUAGAUAAAAAAUUACUAUUAUUAAGGGAAGUUUUUUCAAUAAAACUAUUAGUUAAAAUUUGUUUAAAAUUCUUUGCGCCUCUGAAAACAAAUUUUGGUUUGGAACCCAAAUAUUCUAUUAUUUCGUCAUCUUGACUUAAAAUAUUCCAGUUCUUAUUAAUAAUCUUUUUAACAGUACCUAUGUUACUUGAAUAAUUAAAAAUGAAUGGAAUUUGUUGAUUGAUAUUGUCAGUAGUAGAGGUUACUCUUUUUUUUUUAUUUUUAUAUUCUAGAAGGGGAGAUCUGUCUAAAGAUGAUACUGUUUGGAUUUGAGUAUCAAGAUCUUUUACAGCAUAUCCUUUUUGAAUAAAUUGUUUUUUUAAAACUUCGGCCUGCUGGGAAAAAUCUUGUUCAUUUGUACACUUCCUACGUAAUCUUAGGAACUGUCCCCUCGGGAUAUUUUUCAGCCAAGGUUUGUGAUGACAACUGCUAAUUUCAAUAUAACUAUUAACGUCAACUUGUUUAAAAAAAAGUACGAGUGUUCAGUUGACUAUUAACAAUAAAAAUAUUUAGAUCUAAAAAGUCUAUACUGGUGUUACGCACAUUUUUAGUUAGACGGAUCCCCCAAUCAUUACAAUUGAGAAAAUUAAAAAGAUCUUCUGUCCCCUUCCAAAUUAUAAAAAUGUCGUCAAUAUAUCUUCUAUAAAGGACCAGGUUUGCACCACAGCUAUGUCCUUGGUAUAUAUACAUGCACGUUCCCAAUAUGACAUGAAAAGGUUGGCAUAGCUGGGUGCAAACCUGGUCCCCAUAGCUGUACCUCUGGUCUGCAAAUAAAAAUCUCCCUCGAACCAAAAAUAAUUGUUUUCUAAAAUCAUAUGGAUGCCAUCUAAAAUGAAGUUACACUGAGCUUCAUUAUAUUUAUUAGAUUCCUUCAAGAAAAAUUCAGUUGCCUCACACCCUUUCUCAUGUUUAAUAAUGGUGUAUAGACUGGUGACAUCACAAGUAAUGAGAAGAUAAUCGUCUUCCCAUUUAAAACUAUUAAGAAUCUUUAAUAGACUCAUUGAGUCUUGGAGGUAAGAGGGACAGUCUUUAACUAAAGGUUGCAAAUGAAAGUCUAUAUAUUGCGACAAUGGUGAUAAAAUAGAAUUUAUGCCAGAUAUUACCCCCUUACCCCCUAAUCCUGUUGUCCCUGUGAGGGUAGUUGGGGAUCUGGACAGGCUGUCCAGCAUCCCUGUAAGUCGGGCACAGAGACCACGGUCCCCUCUGCGCCAUCUGGGAGAUUGGGGUCUCCCCUUGGUAGGGUAAGCUGCCGCUGGGGAGAUAGGGUGCUGUGCUCCUCUCCCUGAAACACAGGCUGCCGCUGGAGAGGGAGACCGCCUGUCUCCACUCCCAUAACAUUGUCCUGCUGCUGGAGAGAGAGACCAACUGUCUCUGCUCCCUGUAGGACACACUGCUGCUGGGGAGGAAGGACGACACCUUCGGCUCCCUGGAAUUCGCACUGCCGCUGGGGAGGAAGGACGACACCUUCGGCUCCCUGUAACUUGCACUGCCGCUGGGGAGGAAGGACGACACCUUCGGCUCCCUGUAACUUGCACUGCCGCUGGAGACUAGGUGUCCAUAUCCUCAAUCUCCACAGUUGUCGCUCAAAGGCCAUUGCCGCACUGUUCUCAGCACUCAACUGGCGCAUUACUUGGUGGACCACCUCGUUCGAAAGGUCUGGGCCAUAGCAGACCAACCGCCUCUUUACCUCCUCAAUGUAAGCGUCGUCCUCGUAGCGACGUAUCAUGUUGAGGUGCUCUUCGCAGGGCUCUAUCCAUCCCUGCUCCAUGCUGCAGUAGUUAGGGACGCUGCACAGUGGCUAGCGUUGCCCUCAAUAACCUCUCAUACGAUACCAGUGUCUCCGAGCUGCUUCUCCUCGCACUAGGACGCCAUCCCACCGCUGCCACCGAUGUAACGGAGCUCCUUGUACUCCGACUGAGUACCCUCCGUUGACGGAUGCUCCUAGCGCUUCCUGAGGACUCCAAGCGCUGCAGCAGACACCACAACCACCACAGACUCCGCAACCGCUGUAUCUCGACUGGAGUCUCGCCGUCUUCCUUCCACCCUGGAUCACCUUCUGUCCUCCAGGACUGUGUGGGAAAGAACUCUUCCUUCCACCCUGUACGAACCUCCAGCACCCAGGACUGUGUGGUGAAGACCCCUCCUCCAAGGAGAGCGUGUCAGGAACAAGCUCUUAAAAGAGCUAAGUGACUCAAGCUCAGGGGAGCAUGCAGAGCAUAGCAAUCCCCAGUGUGAUUAUAACAGCUCCCUCCAAUAACAAGACAAGGCUACAUUUAGAGGGAUCAAGAAGAACUGUCAAAACCUUUAUUUCCCUUGGGACCAGCCAAUAGGGUCACCACAAUAACAUUGUUGUGAAACCUCAAUAAAAUCACAAACAGUCAAACCAUAUCAAGAAACACACAGUGACUUAUCACAACACAAUGGCACAUUUUUAAAGGGGUGGGGGGAGACAAUAUUUAACAGUAAAUAUCUCACCUGCCUGCAGAAUUAGCAAUAUGCAAAUCUACCCGAAUAUGCAAAUGAACCAGUCUUGCAAUUCAGGUAGUGCAUAUUGCUGUUGCUACCAACAGAGGGCACUAGACAAGCUCCAUAGCCAAACCCACCUAGUUGGUAGCAAACCUCAGCAAUACAAGAGAGCAGGCAAUACAUUACACAGUACACACACACACACUAUAAACAAUUACAUUACACACACCCUGCACCUAUAAUGGGUACAGGGUGACUAAAACAUAAGAUAAAUAAAGCAGCCUACAUAAAUAGUCUGUCUGAAGGUAGACUAGGGGCUUUAAAGCCAGAUACAUGAAAGAGUCAUAGUCACAGGGGAGGAGGCUGGCAAGUAGGCCUCUCCAGGACCAAGUGGCGAAGGGCACUUUGUCACAGUUAUAUACCUUUUAAACUGUACAUGUGGUCUACAGUAUAUAGGUAAGACGUCGAGACCACUAAAAACCCGAAUAAGUGAACACGUUAGAAAUAUUCAAAAAGGGUUUUUAAAUCAUAGCGUAUCCAAACAUUUUUUGGAAAGACAUAACUCAGAUCCAAAGUUCCUCAAUUUCCAUGCGAUAGAGAAAAUAGAAUCUCAUUGGAGAGGAGGAGAUACUGCUAAACAUUUGAGUACCCAAGAAGUUAAAUGGAUAUUCGAAAUGCACACCCUAAUACCUCAGGGUCUGAACAUCGAUUUUGAAAUAAACAGUAUUUUAUGAGUAAUUAUGUUACGAUAAAAUUUCUUUUAAUUUUAAAUUUCUAUUACAUUUUAUGGAUCUUUAUUAUAUUCAAUUUUAUUAAUAUAUAACACCAGAAUAGAAAGGGUUGUAUAUAUAUUUUUGAUGUAUUCCUUUCCCUCCUUUCUUUUCUGACACAUUGGCUAUAUAGUAUGGUAUUAUUACAAAAUACAUCACAAAGUAGCAAUAAUGCAAUAUAUGUAUAUUUGUAAAUAUUUUUAAUGAUCUUUAUGUCUUAUUAUGUUCUAUUUUUUCCUCUCCUUCUGUUUUUUAUAUAUUUGGAUACUAACACCAUGAACUAUGGGCUUUUUGCCCUAUUUCCAAACGGACUCGAUUCCUCUUCCGCCCACGUGAUCUUCCUGUUCACAUGACUCUACAUAUGUUACGGAGACGGCGUCCUGCUUUGUUUUCCCACGUGACCUGGAUCGAUGCGUCACAGGAUAUGACGUAUCGGUGUUCCGUCAGCUUGCCCACGUGACCCGGAUCGAUGCGUCACAGGAUAUGACGUAUCGGAGUUCAAAACCGGAAAGAAACUACAUUAUGGACACAUGGGUAUAGCGGUCAUGUUUUGGGAGGGCGGCAGGGUAUGGUUUAUAGCCGGAGGUGCAGCCAUCUUUUUGGUGGGCUUGACACUUCCGGCUAUGACCAUAUAUGGGAGUGGGGGGUGUUUAUACACAUAUGAAUCUAUUUGCCUUAAUUGGUAGCCUGUUACUGAUGAUAUAAAAGCAGGUUCAAGUUCAGUCUACAGUUAGAUGCACUUGAGAAAGACCUACAUUGGUUGAAACGCGUUGUGCAAUAAUUUAUGUAUUUUAUAUAUUUUUAUUUGGUGAAAUAAAUUCAUUACUUUUUAAAUAUUCAUGUUGGAGUCUGCUGCUAUAUUACCAGCUUCAAGUUCCUGAGGACUGAUUUGCCAUAUUACCAGCUUCAAGUUCCUGAGGAUCACUUUGUGUCUCAAGGAGGAGACGAUAUGCCCCAUAAGUUUAGAGCCAACUUUUAAAAAAGGCUCUGGAAAUUGUGAGUUUGAUGUGCAUAUCUCCUUUUCCUACUAUUUCUGUAUAUGCAGAUUACACUAUGUCUGUUAUAUGUGUCUAUUUGUAGGUUAUCAGAAGUUUGAUUCACCUUUAUAUGUAUAAGGUAACAUUUAUUUAUUUCUGUGAGUGCUAAUUACCUUCACCCCUUUUUUUUCAUAAUCACGUUUUAAGUGUAAUAGGUGCCACUACACUUGGGUAAUUUUUGGCUGCACCAGGUUCUAAGAAUUCUAAGCGCCGUGGUCCUUUAUUGUUUUUUGUUUAUAAUGUUAUUAAAUUUGCUUGCGCUGUGCAGAAGAAAUACAGGGCCUUUGUCUCAUGCUAGAGCUCUUCAGCAGAGCUCUGCGCAUGGUCUGCCCUGGAAGAUUGAACCAAAAUGCUCACUUUGUGAUGGGGCGUGUUUGUCAUUGGCGAUGGCAAAACACACCCUCUCUGCCCCGCCCCCUUUUCAGUGGGCUGCUGUGAUUUAAAAAAAAAAAUGCCCGGACCAAAUUUUUUUUCCCAGUCCGGCUCUGGUCUGGAGUGUCUCUUUAAAUUUGCUGUUUGCCUUCAUAUUGAUCCCCCUGGGCCCCGCACAAUUCUAAAUAAAUGUGUUAAUUCUGUAUUGAUGAAAUUUAAUAUUUGCUGAUAAUUCCACUUUAAAAUAAACUUACAGGAUAAUAAUAAAAGUAUCGAUGCAUUGUAUCUGUAAAAUAUCCUGUGUUUGGUUUCUCACUGAUUAGUGAAUGAUAUAAAGCCUGGUGUCCCAGGUAGGUUUAUUCCAGAUACGUGGCUGAUAUUUCCAUCUAUCCUAUAUUUCCAGCUACUGGGGUCCACGGAGGAUUCUAUUCACCUGAUUGGCAUUAGCCUUGGUGCCCAUGUCGCUGGGAGAGUUGGGCAGGUCUUUAGUGGUCGUCUAGGGCAAAUUACAGGUAUGGAGUAUAGCGGGGUAACUGGAUAUCUCUGCUUUAGAAAUUGAAAAAAAUGCAUUAUUAAAACUAAAACUAUUCUUAAAAAUGGCUUAAACUAUUUUAAAUAUAUAAUUUUUCUUUAUUACUUAGUGUACUAACCUGACAGUGUGACCCCCCGCUGUACUGCCCUGACAGUGUGACCCUACUGCCCUGACAGUGUGACCCUCCCCGCACUGCCCUGACAGUGUGUACUGCCCUGACAGUGUGACUCCCCCCCCCCGUACUGCCCUGACAGUGUGACUCCCCUCCUGUACUGCCCUGACAGUGUGACUCCCCUCCUGUACUGCCGUGACUGUGUGACCCCCUGUACUGCCCUGACUGUGUGACCCCCUGUACUGCCCUGACUGUGUGACCCCCUGUACUGCCCUGACAGUGUGACUCCCUGUACUGCCCUGACAGUGUGACCCCCUGUACUGCCUUGACAGUUUGUGGCUUUAUCUGAAAUGAUAUACUAUAGUUUAAUUUUAGUGUAAUUAUUGUGUACUUUAUACGGUUCAUUCUCUUCCAGGGCUGGAUCCGGCUGCAUUUAAAUUCACAAACGUUGAGAUGGACUUGAGACUAGAUCCCAGCGAUGCUGUAUUCGUAGAAGCCAUUCACACAGACACAGACAGUACGUUGGGCCAGUGUCACCCAAAAUCCAUAGAAUGUAUCCCUUUAAAUGUGGGAGAGGGGAUUGUGAUAAAUGUAUCAGAUAGCUCGGGGGGAGGGGGGCAGGGAGGGGGGACAUAGGUAGGAAUGAUGGAGAACUUAAAACAUGUUUAUAGUUAUUUUUGGUGUAAUUAGACAUUUAUCCUGGGUCUAUAAUCUUCCAUCUUGGAGAGCGAUGUUCAGAUAAUGCGAUGGGAUUGGUGAAUAUCUGUUUCGAUCCUUUAUUCUAACAGUUUCUUGUUAAUUCUUGCAGAUUUCGGGAUCCGAAUCCCUGUAGGACACGUGGAUUUCUUUAUUAACGGAGGCAGAGACCAGCCGGGCUGUCCGUCUCUGCGCAACUGUAAUUACACUCACUCCUGCACGCAAUAACAUCAUAGAUAGACGCUAGAAAUAAACCCACUCCUACCAGGACUUAAAAUGGAAACUGUGACUUCCUUGGCUUUUACAUAUGUUUGCCUAUCCCUAUAUAUAACAAAUGUAUAGUCAGAUGUGAAAAAUAACAUUAAAUGUAGAAAUCCACAUUACUUUGUCCUGUAACUGGGUGCCUCCAUCUUAGCUUCCUGUCAGUCAUUGUUAUAAGCUCCGCCCUUUACACCUGGCAGUCAGUAUAGAGAGAGCCACCUCCAUCUUAGCUCCCUGUCAAUCAUUGUUAUAAGCUCCGCCCUUUACACCUGGCAGUCAGUAUAGAGAGAGCCACCUCCAUCUUAGCUCCCUGUCAAUCAUUGUUAUAAGCUCCGCCCUUUACACCUGGCAGUCAGUAUAGAGAGAGCCGCCUCCAUCUUAGCUCCCUGUCAAUCAUUGUUAUAAGCUCCGCCCUUUACACCUGGCAGUCAGUAUAGAGAGAGCCGCCUCCAUCUUAGCUCCCUGUCAAUCAUUGUUAUAAGCUCCGCCCUUUACACCUGGCAGUCAGUAUAGAGAGAGCUACCUCCAUCUUAGCUCCCUGUCAAUCAUUGUUAUAAGCUCCGCCCUUUACACCUGGCAGUCAGUAUAGAGAGAGCCGCCUCCAUCUUAGCUCCCUGUCAAUCAUUGUUAUAAGCUCCGCCCAUUACACCUGGCAGUCAGUAUAGAGAGAGCCACCUCCAUCUUAGCUUCCUGUCAAUCAUUGUUAUAAGCUCCGCCCUUUACACCUGGCAGUCAGUAUAGAGAGAGCCACCUCCAUCUUAGCUCCCUGUCAAUCAUUGUUAUAAGCUCCGCCCUUUACACCUGGCAGUCAGUAUAGAGAGAGCCGCCUCCAUCUUAGCUCCCUGUCAAUCAUUGUUAUAAACUCCGCCCUUUACACCUGGCAGUCAGUAUAGAGAGAGCCGCCUCCAUCUUAGCUCCCUGUCAAUCAUUGUUAUAAGCUCCGCCCUUUACACCUGGCAGUCAGUAUAGAGAGAGCCAGCUCCAUCUUAGCUCCCUGUCAAUCAUUGUUAGAAGCUCCGCCCUUUACACCUGGCAGUCAGUAUAGAGAGAGCCACCUCCAUCUUAGCUCCCUGUCAAUCAUUGUUAUAAGCUCCGCCCUUUACACCUGGCAGUCAGUAUAGAGAGAGCCGCCUCCAUCUUAGCUCCCUGUCAAUCAUUGUUAUAAGCUCCGGCCUUUACACCUGGCAGUCAGUAUAGAGAGAGCCGCCUCCAUCUUAGCUCCCUGUCAAUCAUUGUUAUAAGCUCCGCCCUUUACACCUGGCAGUCAGUAUAGAGAGAGCCCCCUCCAUCUUAGCUCCCUGUCAGUCAUUGUUAUAAACUCCGCUCUUUACACCUGGCAAUCAGUAUAGAGAGAGUCGCCUCCACCUUAGCUCCCUGUCAAUCAUUGUUAUAAGCUCCGCCCUUUACACCUGGCAGUCAGUAUAGAGAGAGCCUUCUCCAUCUUAGCUCCCUGUCAAUCAUUGUUAUAAGCUCCGCCCUUUACACCUGGCAGUCAGUAUAGAGAGAGCCGCCUCCAUCUUAGCUCCAUGUCAGUCAUUGUUAUAAGCUCCGCCCUUUACACCUGGCAGUCAGUAUAGAGAGAGCCACCUCCAUCUUAGCUCCCGGUCAAUCAUCGUUAUAAGCUCCGCCUUUUACACCUGGCAGUCAGUAUAGAGAGAGCCGCCUCCAUCUUAACUCCCUGUCAAUCAUUGUUAUAAGCUUCGCCUUUUUUGAACUAGAUUGUGAUGUCAUCUGCUAAAUCUUUAACUUUGAAUGUAAAAGUAAAUAGAGCAUCUCAUGAAAAUAGUUACAACACAGGUUAUUGUUGAUGAUUUAAUCCUGUAAAUUCCAGAGAGGAGACCGUCCCCCUUUAUAGCAGUUUAAACCUUUACUCAUGUUCCUGUAAUGCCCCUUUAAAUCCUGCUUUACGAUAGAUAUAGGGAUACAUUGUCUUCAUUUUGGGGUGAUUCCCACCCAGCCCUUUUCUAAGGUCCCCCAGACACUGGUAAUUAAUAGAUACAUUGAUACAUUGAUAUAUUGUCUUCAAUGGUGAAUAAUAGAUACAUUGAUAUAUUGUCUCCAUUGGGGAUUAAUAGAUACAUUAAUAUAUUGUCUUCAAUGGUGAAUAAUAGAUACAUAGAUACAUUGUCUCCAUUGGUGAAUAAUAGAUACAUUGAUAUAUUGUCUCCAUUGGUAAUUAAUAGAUACAUUGUCUCCAUUGUCUCCAUUGGUGAUUAAUAGAUACAUUGUCUCCAUUGGUAAUUAAUAGAUACAUUGAUAUAUUGUCUCCAUUGGUAAUUAAUAGAUACAUUGAUAUAUUGUCUCCAUUGGGGAUUAAUAGAUACAUUGAUAUAUUGUCUCCAUUGGUGAAUAAUAGAUACAUUGCCUCUAUUGGUGAUUAAGAGAUACAUUGAUUUAUUGUCUCCAUUGGUGAAUAAUAGAUACAUUAAUAUAUUGUCUCCAUUGGUAAUUAAUAGAUACAUUGAUAUAUUGUCUCCAUUGGUAAUUAAUAGAUACAUUGAUAUAUUGUCUCCAUUGGUGAUUAAUAGAUACAUUGAUACAUUGUCUCCAUUGGUGAUUAAUAGAUACAUUGAUAUAUUGUCUCCAUUGGGGAUUAAUAGAUACAUUGAUAUAUUGUCUUCAAUGGUGAAUAAUAGAUACAUAGAUACAUUGUCUCCAUUGGUGAAUAAUAGAUACAUUGCCUCUAUUGGUGAUUAAGAGAUACAUUGAUUUAUUGUCUCCAUUGGUGAAUAAUAGACACAUUAAUAUAUUGUCUCCAUUGGUAAUUAAUAGAUACAUUGAUAUAUUGUCUUCAUUGGUGAAUAAUAGAUAUAUUAAUAUAUUGUUUCCAUUGGUGAUUGAUACAUUGUCUCCAUUGGUGAAUAAUAGAUACAUUAAUAUAUGGUCUCCAUUGGUAAUUAAUAGAUACGUAGAUACAUUGAUAUAUUGUCUCCAUUGGUAAUUAAUAGAUACAUUUAUAUAUUGUCUCCAUUGGUGAUUUAAUAGAUACAUUGAUACAUUGUCUCCAUUGGUGAAUAAUAGAUACAUUAAUAUAAUGUCUCCAUUGGUAAUUAAUAGAUACAUAGAUACAUUGAUAUAUUGUCUCCAUUGGUGAUUAAUAGAUACAUUGAUACAUUGUCUCCAUUGGUGAUUAAUAGAUACAUUGAUAUAUUGUCUCCAUUGGGGAUUAAUAGAUACAUUGAUAUAUUGUCUUCAAUGGUGAAUAAUAGAUACAUAGAUACAUUGUCUCCAUUGGUGAAUAAUAGAUACAUUGAUAUAUUGUCUCCAUUGGUAAUUAAUAGAUACAUUGUCUCCAUUGUCUCCAUUGGUGAUUAAUAGAUACAUUGUCUCCAUUGGUGAUUAAUAGAUACAUUGAUACAUUGUCUCCAUUGGUAAUUAAUAGAUACAUUGAUAUAUUGUCUCCAUUAGGGAUUAAUAGAUACAUAGAUACAUUGUCUCCAUUGGUGAAUAAUAGAUACAUUGAUAUAUUGUCUCCAUUGGUAAUUAAUAGAUACAUUGUCUCCAUUGUCUCCAUUGGUGAUUAAUAGAUACAUUGUCUCCAUUGGUGAUUAAUAGAUACAUUGAUACAUUGUCUCCAUUGGUAAUUAAUAGAUACAUUGAUAUAUUGUCUCCAUUAGGGAUUAAUAGAUACAUGAUACAUUGUCUCCAUUGGUGAAUAAUAGAUACAUUGCCUCUAUUGGUGAUUAAGAGAUACAUUGAUUUAUUGUCUCCAUUGGUGAAUAAUAGACACAUUAAUAUAUUGUCUCCAUUGGUAAUUAAUAGAUACAUUGAUAUAUUGUCUUCAUUGGUGAAUAAUAGAUAUAUUAAUAUAUUGUUUCCAUUGGUGAUUGAUACAUUGUCUCCAUUGGUGAAUAAUAGAUACAUUAAUAUAUGGUCUCCAUUGGUAAUUAAUAGAUACGUAGAUACAUUGAUAUAUUGUCUCCAUUGGUAAUUAAUAGAUACAUUUAUAUAUUGUCUCCAUUGGUGAUUUAAUAGAUACAUUGAUACAUUGUCUCCAUUGGUGAAUAAUAGAUACAUUAAUAUAAUGUCUCCAUUGGUAAUUAAUAGAUACAUAGAUACAUUGAUAUAUUGUCUCCAUUGGUGAUUAAUAGAUACAUUGAUAUAUUGUCUCCAUUGGUGAUUAAUAGAUACAUUGAUACAUUGUCUCCAUUGGUGAUUAAUAGAUACAUUGAUAUAUUGUCUCCAUUGGUAAUUAAUAGAUACAUUGAUACAUUGUCUCCAUUGGUGAAUAAUAGAUAAAUUAAUAUAUUGUCUCCAUUGGUGAUUAAUAGAUACAUUGAUAUAUUGUCUCCAUUGGUAAUUAAUAGAUACAUUGAUACACUGUCUUCAUUGGUGAAUAAUAGAUACAUUAAUAUAUUGUCUCCAUUGGUAAUUAAUAGAUACAUUGUCUCCAUUGGUGAUUAAUAGAUACAUUGAUAUAUUGUCUUUAUUGGUGAUUAAUAGAUAAAUUGAUAUAUUGUCUCCAUUGGUAAUUAAUAGAUACAUUGAUAUAUUGUUUCCAUUGGUGAUUGAUAGAUACAUUGUCUCUAUUGGUGAUUAAGAUAUACAUUGAUAUAUUGUCUCCAUUGGUAAUUAAUAGAUACAUAGAUACAUUGAUAUAUUGUCUUCAAUGGUGAAUAAUAGAUACAUAGAUACAUUGUCUCCAUUGGUGAUUAAUAGAUACAUUGAUAUAUUGUCUUUAUUGGUGAAUAAUAGAUACAUUAAUAUAUUGUCUCCAUUGGUAAUUAAUUGAUACAAUGUCUUCACUUGUGAUUAAGCUGUUGGUCCUUUCUGUGACGGAUGUGACACUGGGUUUUCUCUCUCUUGCAGUGUAUAAAUACAUGAUCUGUGACCACAUGCGCUCGGUCAGUAUUUACACCAACGCUCUAUUCGGGAUCUGUUCCUACGCUGGAUUUCACUGCGCUACUUACCAGGAUUUCCGUGAUGGGAAGUGCGUUCAUUGUCUGGACCCCACUCUGCCCUCCUGCCCACAAAUAGGUACACCGUUUAAAUCAUGCACCAUUAUUCAAAGUAAACGUUAUUAUAAUUAUUAUUAUAAUUAUUAUUUAGCAAAUUGAAAAAGUGUAAGGAAAUGUUUAAUAUUUUUCUAAUAAAGGGCCGAGAAAUAUUUUUGGGACUUUCUAAUUAAAGUGGCCUAUUGCAGGAAAAGCACGCUGGUAAUAUUGCGGUAUCAAAAACUACUCGCAGGCAUCAACCAGUCCUUCCACUGCGCGUUUAUAUACCGCCAUACCACAACCACUGCGUUUAUAUACAGCCAUACCGCAACCACUGCGCAUUUAUUAUACAUCAAUACCACAACCACUGCGCGUUUAUUAUACAGCCAUACCGCAGCCACUACCUGUUUAUAUACAGCCAUACCGCAGCCACUACCUGUUUAUAUACAGCCAUACCGCAACAACUGCGCAUUUAUUAUACAUCAAUACCACAACCACUGCGUGUUUAUUAUACAGCCAUACCGCAGCCACUACCUGUUUAUAUACAGCCAUACCGCAGCCACUACCUGUUUAUAUAAGGCCAUACCGCAGCCACUACCUGUUUAUAUACAGCCAUACCGCAGCCACUACCUGUUUAUAUACAGCAGCUGCUAUAGGUUUAUACAGAGCAAACAAUGGCCACUAUCUCUUUGCUGCAUUAACUGUACAAUUAUACAAUGGUAGACUGACACUUUGCCCUCCCUUUACAAAGGAGCCAAAUAGAGAGACUAAUUCAGUGACCUUUUCUUAGAAUUAGCUCCGUGUCCCAUUCUACAUGUAGAAUACAUUUUGAGAAACCCCUUUUCCUAGUUCAGAGUCAGAGGGUCCCCAACACCCUGCGUGGGGAAUUUCCACUACCAUAAACACAUUGUGAUCUGAUACCUGGCCUCCGGGGAUUAUAAGGCAAAAAGCAACAAUAAGCUAGCCGAGGUACAUAAAUUCAAAUCUUUAUUAUGCAAGAGAAAAAAGUAAAAUGGAAAAAACAUAUCAAUCACAAAGCGGUAAUAAAAAGCAUACAUUGUAUUCAAAGCUGCCCGCUGCCCUGUAUGCUCAGAAAAAAUAUUAUCUGUUAGACCCUGAGAUAAUACAAAAUAUACAUGUAAAUAUAAGGCCGGCAGUAAGUGAGCUGAGCAUGGACUGACCUGUACUAUAAUCAUUGUUGCUGCCUAAGAGUAGUGGGAGUUUGAGUGGACUUGUUUUUGUGUGUUUAUAUUUGACUUUGUUUUUGUAUCACUCACCCCAUGUGUUCUUUAAUCUUUAUUAAGGGUUAAUAAGUGUGUAGGGGAUUAGAAAAAUCCCCCUCACUGUCUCAUUAGCGAAAUUGUUAGUGUAGGACCCAUCUAAGUGGUUUGCCUAUGUUGGCAGGGGAGCUUACCCUUGUAACGGCAGCAUUGCUAAAAAAAUAAACCUCUGUUAUUUAAAUGUACAUAGGGAUUUGGUAACUUUAUUCAUUUGUGUCACUGUAUUCUAUUGCUGUGAUUGCUGAUUCUAUACUUUCUUUUUUUUUUUUUUUUUUAUAUCCGGUGUCAUUUGUCAGCCGGACGGGGGCCGGUAAUAAGGCAGAACACUACGAUGGUACCAAUGGCUUUCAUGAUGACCACAAGCAAUGAGCCGUACUGCGGUGAGUGAUGGGAGAUGGAAGGUCCAUCAAUGAUGUAUGUAAAUUCAUGAUAAUAUUCAGAAGCGUAACUAGAAACCAAGGGGCCCCGGUGCGAAAAUUGCUCUGGGCCCCCCGCCCAUAUUUCUUCGCCCAACCCCUCCAUGUGUCAAACUCACCCUGCCCAGCCCCUCUGUGUUUUCAUUCACGCCUCACAGGGUGAGUGUGGCAUGGUUGAGGGGAUGAGUAUGACAGAAUUGGUGGGGUUCAUGUGAAAUGGAGCGAGUGUGACAGUGAUGAAGAAUGAUUGUGACAGUGCUAGAGAAGGUGAUUGUGAUAGAGUGAAUAUUGCAGAGUGAUGGUGAAGUAUGGCAUGGGUGAGUGACAGGAUUGGGGGAGUUAUUGUGAGUGUGGCAGGGUGAAGGGGGUGACAGUGUGUGUGUUGGGGUGACAGUUAUGCAGAUAAACAGAGAAACACACACACUGGCAUACAAACACAUACAGAUUCACUCCAAUGCAAAAUGGAACUCUGACUCCCUCCUCCUCCUCCCGCGUGGCUCUCUAUAUUGGCUGGGAAGAAGUGACCAGGGCAGUCACUUCCUCCCAACUCUGACAUCAUCAAAGGAGGCCCGGUCGCGCUGUUAAACCUGUCCCCCUGGAAAUUCCUUGCCACCAGGUGGCCCUUACAGCAUGGGCCAACAGAUAGGCCCCUUCAAUGCAGCCAGUGGAGGCCGUAGUUCCGUCUACUGCACUAAGGACGUGGUUGGGAAUUGGUCGCUGGGGAAAGGAAUCAACUCCCUGGCAUUCCCAUUGUGGCUGGGGAGGAACGGCACCCUCUCUCCCAGGCUCUCACUCUGCUCUUGGGGAGAACUGCUGCUGGCAUCCUCAUCUUGGCCAGGAUUCCGCAGUUGUGGAUCUGGGCAGGCUGUCCAGCAUUCCUGUAAGGCUGGUGCAGAGACCUCGUGUGGCAAAACUAGCCACUCAAGACUAGCCAUAUUGACUGUGUGUGUAUCCCUGUUUCUGUGAGAACCAAGUGUAUUACUGUAUGUGUCCUUCAGACGAAUGAGGGCGUUCGUAUGCUUGCAGUAUGGAAAACCCAGCUUUCCUAAUGUAGUGAAACGAAUAAACUACUGAAUGGUCGACCACACACAAGAGGUCGUGUGGCGCCCAUUAACCGAUUUGCAACAUUGUUGUUCGACUACCGACCACGCGGCGGUCGGCCAUCUUGGAUCCUUUGUUAGCCCAGCGAUGUUUUGCCGUCGAGCACCUGGAACUAAAAUCGGCUACUCGAUGGCGCGAACACCGCUGGACUUCCAGGCCGUUCAGAAGCCCCGGCCGUUCGGUAGUUUGUUCCCUUAAUACCAAUCGGUAGGUUGCAAUGUGUUAGAAAUAAUGUGUAUUUUGUGCGGCGUUAGGUUAGUUAGACUGGGAGCUGAGCGGUAUUCUCACGAACUGUGCACUCAGCCUCCAGCUAUCUACCGAACGUCCAUUCGUGUAAAUCAGGGGAAUAUUAUUAAAGUUAUGUAUUUUAAUGUGAAAUGUAAGUUCUGCUGUACGGAGGGAUAAUCCCAUUAACGGUAUAUUCCAGUGGGAGUAUCGCUCUCAUCCAGGAGUGCAUGAUGGGAGAAAUGUAUGUGUUGGUCAGUUCCCCAUGUAGUCCCCUACUGUACCACCCCUGGAAUGUCAGUAGGGAAACCCCUUGCAUGGGGAAUCCCAUAAAUACAGUGACCUGUGAUUAAAAGCUCAGUUGACUCCCAGCCUAUGCGUCGUCUAGUUCUUGGGAGGGAAGGAUUCUUAUAACGCUACCGGGAUUAUUGUAUGCUGUAUUUAUUUCCUUGGAUUAUUUUAUGCUGUUCCUGUUACCCAGCGGAGAUACUGUGGAUUAUACUACCUCUCCGCUACAAUUGGUGGCAAGCGACGGGAUUGAAACUACACAGCAAAGCAGAAACUGAAACGAAUAGAGGAGAAAGAGCAGGAAUUCGGGAGUUAACCCAUUCGGAUGAAACCGGAGCCAGGAACACGUGGAAACCCGCGAACGGCCGGUGAAUGGGAACGAAUUAUGCCCUUUUAAAACGAAGCACACUAAAAGAAUUGCUUGAAGCAAGGGGAGCAAUAGCCAGGAACAAGGCAAAGGCUAUCCUGAUUGCAGAACUUAUGGAAGGAGACAGAGCAGCAGCUGCUGCAGCAAGGAAGAACAAAAUUAAUUUGCAACAGAAUUCAGGAGCAGGAUGUCUCUAUUCCCAGAACCACCAUCUGCAGAGAUGGUCAACAGGCUCUUCGCAGAUGUGCAGGAAUACAUCAUGCUCAGAAGGGCGCAGAGGAAUCAACAAGCAGGAGAGAGAGCCACGACACUGGUCCAUAUUCUCCCAGGGAAAGUCAAGAUCCCCUACCAAGCCUUCAAAAGCUAUUCAGAGGCUGACAGCGGCGUGGAUGACUACCUGCAGGAUUUCGAAAGACUGUGUCUACUACAUGACAUCAGCGAGGCGGAUCGGGUACCCCUACUAGCAGGGAGGUUAUCCGGUCGCGCCGCAGAAGCGUACCGGGCGGUACCGGAUGAAGACAGUAGGGACUAUAACAAAGUCAAACAGGCGAUUUUAGCCCGGUACGCAAUAACUUCAGAGGCAUACCGCAUGAAGUUUCGAGAUAUUAAAAAGCCCACGAAAGACACUCCUGUAGAAUGGGCACACCAGCUACAGCGAGCUGCAAAGGGGUGGUUGGAAGCCACCCAGGUUAACACGCUGGAGGGCCUGUUCCAAUUGAUGGUCCUGGAACAAUUCUUCAACGGGAUCCCUGCCUACCUACAAAAUUGGGUAAGGGACCGAAAACUGCACACCCUGCAAGAGGCUGCCAAGCUGGCAGAUGAGUUUCAGGAUAACCGGAGGGACCAGCACACCCAGAAUCGACCAGCAUCCAACUCCGCACUGGCGAUCACCGCAGUGACCCCCGCGAUCCAGCCACGACCUGGCGUAAGCCAAACUACCUACCCCUCCAGGUACUCUGCACGGCCACCAAUUCGGUGUCACACCUGCAAUCAACAGGGGCACAUCCAGAGGGACUGUCCACGUAACAGGCCCAGCUGGAAUAAUGCAGCACCUAGUAACCGAGCCGCCGUACACUGUGUACAGACAGAACCGUAUAGGACACCAGAGGCGGCCACUCCCAUGGAAGAACAAUUAGGCACACUGCACGAGGUGAAUCCUAUCCAGGCCGCCUCUGAUAACCAGCAAGGACACCGCCAGGAGGUACAUAUGGAGGGGAGAAAGGUACAAGGACUUCGUGACUCUGGGGCUACCUUAACUUAAGUCCGGAGUCAUCUAGUACCAAAACCAAAUCUAACUGGAGACUGUGUUGCUGUACGGGUGGCAGGGGGAGCGAUUUACAAGGUACCUACAGCCAAAGUGCAAUUGAAUUGGGGAGCUGGGCACAGGAAUGUAUAUGUGGGGAUGAUACAGGAUUUGCCAGCGGAUGUGAUUUUGGGAAACGACUUGGGGGAGCUGACUUCAGCAUUUGUUCCUCAGCCCACCAUACAGGAAGCUUACCUGGUUGUGACCCGGCAACAGGCCUGCACCACUAUGAGGCUCAGGUAAGCAAUGACCCCCCCCAUGCCCACUGUCAUGCCAUGGGCGAACCCCCUAGUGGCCCUAGACCCCUCCCUACAGGUAUACAAAGACCGUAUCGAUAAAAAUCAAGCAGGAUUAGAUGGGGAAAGGUAUAUCUGGGACAAAGGACUACUGUACAGGCAUGCAGAAAAGUAGUGUCCAGAUCCAUACCUUUACUCAUUAAACAACUAAUAGUGCCUCAAAAGUAUAGGUUAGAGUUAUUACGUAUCGCCCAUGAUAUUCCCCUGUCUGGGCACUUAGGAAUCAGCCAUACGAAACACAGGCUGACCCAAAACUUCUUUUGGCCAGGUAUAUCACAGGACGUUAAGCGAUAUUGCCAGACCUGUGAUACCUGCCAAAGAGUAGGGAAGAGGGGAGACCGAUACAAAGCACGUCUCCGGUCUCUGCCCAUAAUUGAGGAGCCCUUCAGUAGGGUGGCGGUAGAUAUCAUAGGCCAGUCCGUCCGGCAAGAAAUAUGUAUUGACCGUGGUGGAUUACGCCACCAGAUACCCUGAGGCAGUAGCUUUAACCAAUGUACAUGUCGAAACGGUAGCAGAGGCCUUGAUGCGAAUAUUCGCCCGGGUAGGAUUCCCCCGGGAGAUUAUUUUGGAUAGGGGCACUCAGUUUACUGCUGAAGUAACGCAUCAGCUCUGGAAGAUAUGUGGGGUACAGCAAAUCUUGAACUCCGCUUAUCACCCCCAGUCCAAUGGGCUCUGUGAACGGUUUAACGGAACAGUUAAACAGAUGAUCCGUACGUUCAUAGAUACUCCGAAAGACUGGGAAAGAUUUCUACCCCACUUAUUGUUUGCCUAUAGGGAAGUACCCCAAGAAUCCACCGGGUUCUCUCCGUUCGAAUUGUUAUUCGGGAGGAGAGUGAGGGGCACCCUUGACUUAAUAUGGGAACACUGGGAGGGAGAAGAGACCAUUAACGGCACCCCCAUCAUACCCUAUGUGCUGGAAUUUAGGGAACGCCUGGAGAUGCAGACCCAGACCGUCAGAGACAAUCUCCAGGUAGCCCAGCAACGACAGCGCAGAUGGUAUGAUAAGGGAGCCAGGGACCGCAGCUUUCAGGCGGGGCAAAAGGUCCUUAUUCUGCGACCAGUCCACAAAGAUAAGCUGCAGGCUUCCUAACAGGGCCUAUACAAGGUGGUAGAACAGAUCUGUGAUACCACCUAUGUGAUCGGCCCGAUCACAGGCGCGGGAGGCAAACGCAUGCUCCAUGUGAACAUGCUCAAGCCAUACCACGAGCGCACCGAAGAGGUGACCGCGAUCUCUGCCCCUGCCGCUGAGGAUUUUGAUAAUCUACCUCUCCCAGAUCUCCUAGACCAGGAGAGCCAGAGCGGAGACCUGGGAGAAGUACAGUUAGGAGAGCGAUUAAACUCCCAGGAGCGAACCCAGGUACAAAAAUUAAUCCAGGAAAAGGGAGCCACGUUUUCUAAUCUACCUGGCUAUACCCACACACAAGGUAGAAACCCUAGAUCAGACCCCCCUUCACCAAACUCCUUACCGCAUACCAGAAGCCGUCAAAGUAUGCAGAAGGAGAUUGCGGAAAUGCUUCAGUUAGGGGUGAUCGAACACUCUGACAGCCCCUGUGGACCUGAGAGGAGACUAGUUACCAGUCCCAAACUCCUCCCAUGUGCCUGGGAGAUAAUUGAGUCAGGAACUGAACUAACUCAAUUAUCUGCAGACACAAAAAAUCCACAAUUCAGACAUCCCAAAAACACCUUUUAAAACACACAAAAAAAAAUGAAGUUACAUCCACUGAUAGCCCCGAUCUGGGUGACCAACAUGUCCAAAAAUAACCCAGAUCGGUUCGGGAAUUUCCUGGAAGACCUACUUUGACCAACCGCACACGUUCAAACCGUUCCAUAAAAUCAGGGCUAGCGGUCGGUCUAGUUCAGUAGUUUAAAACCGAACAUAGUCAAUAUUCUUACACUGGAGCUUGUUCCCCUUGUUCGUGGGAAUGUUUCCACCGAACAGUGUCCUCCUAAGUGUUGUACAACGAACACAGUUGAUGCUGGAUGUCCAGCGGUGUUCGGGAGUUUGUGUCCAUUUACAGUUCAAUUAACUCGACGAACAAACACUGCUGCCUGCGUUCGUGCGAACAAGAUGGCCGCUACCUCGUGGCCGUGCAUAGGAAAUGUGGCCACCCAGAGGAACACUUAGAACACUGCGGUGUAAAUUGCUACAAAGUAGCAAUUAGGCUUAACAAGCUCCUGGGUGGUCUCCAGGUUGUUCGGUUCCCUAACCAUAUAGUCCAAAUACUCGAACUGAGACUUUUACAGGGCCCAUAGUCUGUGGGUCGGAGGCUGGCAAGAAGCACCUUCAGGAGCUCGUGGCAAACUCUCGUGGGAAGGGGAGUUUGUCACAACGACAAACUGAAACGGCAGAUGGACGGAACCUGAUUCACCAGAAUAUUUUAUUUAUUUUUGACUAGACUGUUUUGACGAACUAAACACGCACAAGUCUAAUGCGCAUGAAAAUGGUGAGAAUUGGCUGAAACAAAAUUCAGUUCCUUCCUGCUUUCUACAGAAAAGCAAUAUUCACAGUAGAAUGUAUGGAGCAUAUUGUUUGAUUGCAUUGAAUGACCCAAUCUGGAGCGGCCCCUAUGGCAGCUAGUAAGAAUCAGAUGCUGGACAGAUUAUUUACAACUGUAUCUCCUUAAUACCGCAGCUCACCACAUUUUGCUGGAGUUUACAUUGGAAGAAACAGAAUAUCACAGUUUUACCAUAGAGAUCCAACUGAUCAGUAAUCGUAGCACGAGCACCACCAGAAUGUACAUGUGAGUCUCACUAUAUCUUCUAGUUUAACCCUGCUCCUAACUCCAUCUUGCACAGAUAGGAUAAUACAGAUAAUACCUACCUCUAGGUUGCUUUUAUGGGCCUCAUUUGUUGAGAUGUUUAGGCACCAAAGGCACCAUCAGAAAGACUGGCAGACACACACAUACUCUUCCCCUCUGGCAUUGAAGGUCUAACAUGUUACUUCCCUGAAACCUAAUCUCUCUUGUUGGCACCCUAUGUGAAAUUUAGCUGUCCCGGUAGGUAGACUGGCAUCAGAUUCCACAACUGGCAGAGAAGGAUGACGAUCCCACAGGGCCCAAUAUAAAUUCACGUUUGGGGCCCGUUUACUCUUUGUAUAAGAUGUUGAAUGGGGUCAAGUUUGACCAAGUAUCUUCAUGGCUCCCAAGCCAUGUCUACUCUCUUUAUCACACACUCCUUCACCCUAGUAGUUCACCCUAUGGCUUGAAGUCUAAAUGGCAUAUGGACAGAUUACUUUGCAGAGUAAAUUUCCCAAUAACCUGCUUAACAAACAUGUUUACUAUGAGUUUCUUCAUCGAUAGCCCGGACCGCUCUGAGACUGAACAUCACACACUCCCUUCACAGCUUUUGUUUGUCUAGUUUAGGCAUAGGCAACCUUUGGCACUCCACACGUUUUGGACUGCACCUUCCAUGAUGCUUUGCCAGCAUUAUGCAAAUAAGAGCAUUAUGGGGGAUGUAGUCCACAACAUCUGGAGUGCCGAAGGUUACCAAUACCUGGUCUAGUUGCUUUCUACUUUUUGUUGUUUGUUCUUUUAACUUUUUUUCCUCCUCCCUGACUUUAACUUGUUCUUUGGGCUUUAAUUCCCAAGAUCUAAAAACACAGUGCAAGGGAGAAGUGUGAUCGCCCACCAAGACCGGCUCUGCCUGAUUCAUACACUAGUUUUGCGGAUUACUAAAUCAUUGUCCAGUCUCUGGAGGAGAGCGUUGGACGUCAGUGGAACGUUGUGUAUUUCAGAGCUGCCCAGUUACAGGUAAUCUGACAUUUUAACCUGUUAUCACUCUUCGAAUGCACCAGCAUUGUAUCUACUUAAUAUUCAAAUCAGAUGUGAGUAGAUGGCAUUGUGCAUUAACUCUGAUGUGAUUCCUCUGGGCCCCUCCAGCCAGAAAGUGUCACAGGACUUGUGCUGGUACUGCUCCAUCUUAUUGAAGUGGUUAUAGUGUCUGGAGUCCCUUGACACUGUCCUUCCAUUCAGCGUUAAACUGUUUUUUGUUUUUUUUUAUGGUUUAAUGUUAAUCGAAAAUGUUUUGGGUAGUGAGGAAGUAUUAGCGAGCAGCAAUGGGCAGCUGUGAUUGGCUUAGAGUGUCUCAAAGCCCAUUGCAGGUAUGAUUUAAUACAGCUUGAAGGAAGUGUGCAAUCUGUGCAUUAGUCAUACAUCCAUUGGUGGGCCGGGCUGUGAAUGGAAGGGCACCGCCAGAGGACUCCAUACAUUCUAACCAACAGUAGUUGAUAUAGUAGUUAUGGAGCCUAUAGUAGCUCUUUAUUGAAAACAGAGUUGUUAAUUUGUGGUAGAAAUCACCUCUUCCAGUUAUCGAUGAUACAUGACUGGAUCCUUAUUGUUUUGGUGUCUCCAAACGGUCAGUGAACCCUCACAGUGAGAGACAAAGUGUACCCUGGUGUAGUUCUGCAGUGAGAUAUAAUUCAACAUGAGAUAAGGGGGAAAUUAGUAUUGUCUGGUGAUGAAGGAUUAUGGUUUCUGCUCUGCUCCGGUCCUCCUGACCCACCACCUGUUCCCUCGAUCUUAUUCCUUCACAUCUUAUUUGGCCUCUGUAUCCUUCACUUGUUCUGACCCUCACUAGAAUACUCCUCUCUCCUUCUCCUCUGGCUUAUUUCCUGCACCCUUCAAGCUUGCAACCACAACACGAAAUUUACAAAAGCCCAAACAACCCAAACUCCCCAUCCAACUACCACCACAUCGCAUUACUAACGUUUGCCUCCAAGAUCCUUGAGAGAGUUGUGUACAUAAGAUUGACCGACGUCCUUGACUCUUAAUCUCUGCUUGACCCACAUCAGUCUGGAAAUCAUACUCGUCACUCUGUUGAAACAGUCCUGACCAAAGAUCUAAUGACUUAGUUGUUGCAAAAUCCAACGGUCACUACUGUCUCCUAAUUCUCCUUCUCUCCUCUUCUACUUCUGACAUUGUUGAUUAACUUCUUCAUCUCAGGUUCUCAUCCUUCGCAACCUUGGUCUACGAGACUCUUCUCCUCUCCCAGUGCUCGGUUUCCUAUUCUGGCUCUUACUCUCCUCUGCUGCUGUCCCACUGCCUCCCUUAGUAAACUCAGAUCUCUUGGCUUCCAAUAUCAUUUCUAUGCGGAUGACACGCAAAUAUCGCUGCCCCUCUUGAUUUAUGUCUCUAACUGUCUCUCUGUGAUUUCUAAUUGGAUGGCAGCUCACUUCCUUUAACCUGUCUAAAACAGAACUUUUGGUCUUUCCUCAUUCAAACACUACAACCCUUACAUCAAGUGAAUCGCCAAACCCUCUUACUUCCAUCUCAAAGACAGUCAUAUCCAGUGUUGGGUAGGGGCAGGUGAGAGCUAAGGUGCAGGUCCAUGCUGCUCAUCUUCCGCCUUGAGUACUGCAAUCCGAUUCUCAGUGGCUGUUUUAGUCUAUAAUGAAUGCGACGGCGAGGCUCAUGUUCCUGUCCGCCCGCACCUCCCACUCUUCCCCCUCUGUCAGUCCCUACAUUGGCUUCCUGUAAGAUAUAGGACUCAAUAUAAAAUUCUGGUACUUGCUUACAAAUCUUUACAUAAUGCUGCUCCCAACUAUCUAUCCUCCCUAAUACACAAUUAUGUUCCGUUCAGGCCCCUACGUUCUGCUGAAGACCCAAGUUUGUCCUCUGUCUGUACUCCCACCUCUGACUUCUACAUUUCUCUAGGGCUGCAACUACAGUUCCUAUGGAUCUCCCUCCCUGCUCCAUUAAACUCUCACCAGUCUUCAUUCCUUCAAAGAAAUACUGAAAACUCAUUUAUGCAAAAAGGCAUAUAAAUUAAAUCCCACAUCUCCCUAACCCCAUUCUCUCCUGCAACUGUAUCCUCUAAUAAACGAAGCCUUCAUUGCAAACUAUUCUAGUAAUCUAAUUCCCCCAUGCAUGAAAUACACAUUACUGGAAGUAUUAUUGCUGUGGAGCUGUUAUACACUCAGACACAUUACUGGGAGUAUUAUUACUGUGGAGCUCUGUUAUACGCUGAGACACAUUACUGGGAGUAUUAUUGCUGUGGAGCUCUGUUAUACACUCAGACACAUUACUGGGAGUAUUAUUACUGUGGAGCUCUGUUAUACGCUGAGACACAUUACUGGGAGUAUUAUUGCUGUGGAGCUCUGUUGUACACUCAGACACACCAGCAAUAUGGAGGUCCUAGAACAGAGGGAUAUUAGGAGAGAAGAGAGGGACAUUUCUGAGUAGGGGUACACUAGACUUUUGGUCUUUCCUCAUUCAAACACUCACAUAAAGUGAAUCGCCAAACCCUGUUACUUCCAUCUCAAAGACAGUCACAUUCAGUGUUGGGUAGGUGCAUAUGAGAGCUAAGGUGAUCCGGUGGGAUCCAGGAGACUACAGUUUCCGCCUCCAGCACGUGGCCAGUCAAACUUUGGCAUUGCUGAGAGUUGCCGUGAUAAUCCUGCUGGGCUCGGGUCCAGUACAGCUCGGUGAAAUCCAAACUUUUAACGGACUGACCUUUAUUUCGACAUCACAUACAAACCCAGCCGGGGACUACAUGUUCCAUGAUGGCAUUGGGGAAUAUCUGCUUAGAGACCUUGCCUUGGAUUAGAAUACUGGACGGCAAACUUUACAUUUUAAUAUAAAACACCUUGAGUUUGUCUGAACCCGUAUACUAACAGGUGCAUUGUGGGUACUGAAACCCUAUCCAUAUAAAAGACAUAACAGGACUCCCUCCUUAUCGCAAGCAUGAUUCAUUGUAUUUUUUGGUUUAAUUAGACUGUCUUUGUCUUUUGCAGGAAUGAGAUCUGUCUGCCCGAAACUGUGAAACUAAUAGGAAACUCUCGGCAAUAUUAUGACGUUAGUAUUUACAGAAAUAAUACCUGUCUGAAUAAUUAGCAGAACUGGCAAUGUAUUAUCCAGAGAAUCUGAGGCAUACUCGCACUACAACCACUGCAGCCCGAGGGUGCAAGGAAACACUGAUGUCAUUAAAUGUGUGAAAAUAUUGUAUCCGCAGUCACAGGAUGUCCUGGAUGGAUGCAAUAUGUAACACCGCUAUACGGUUUAGUGAAUGGGCCCCUAAUUGAGCUUUGUUACUCUAAGACUAUGCAGUAAUUUUAAAAAUAUAUAUAUUUUUUUUUCAUCGAAAUUAACCAUAGAAAUAAAAAUAUUUUACCAAGUUAUUAUUUUACUGGUAAGCGUUUUUUUUAUAAAAAUUGUUUCUCAGGUCAUGACAUGGCUGUGGUUUCCAGAACGCUCUCCUUAGUUCGCUGUCCACCAUGGUUCCUGGGUUUAUGUGGGCAUGGUUAGAUGCAGUUUGUGCCCUAGCCAGCUGCACCCAUGUUCCUACAAUUUGUAAGCCCAUGUUAAGCCAUGUUUUGUUUGUGUAACCAGGAGUGGCUGUAAAAUGAAUACAGCUGCUAUAACAUGUCAGAAUGAAAUACUGAUUCAGGACAGUGGUUAGCCUAUAUCAAUAUCUGACGGUGAUCUCGACAUUAAAACACAUACAUCAG
Messenger RNA from Pelobates cultripes (western spadefoot toad), 27075 nucleotides. NCBI's taxonomy places the organism in Eukaryota, Metazoa, Chordata, Amphibia, Anura, Pelobatidae. The record is from the annotation of a GenBank genome assembly.